AUGGAUGUAGACGCAGGCCCAUCCCAUGCCACGACAAGCCAAGGUCAUGACAUGACCUCUAGAGAUUACUAUGCCGACUCGUAUGCCCAUUUUGGCAUUCACGAGGAAAUGCUCAAGGACACCGUCCGGACUGGCUCAUACCGCUCCGCGAUCGUCAACAAUGGUCAUCUUUUCAAGGGAAAAACGGUUCUCGAUGUUGGAUGUGGUACGGGAAUUUUGAGUAUGUUCGCCGCCAAGGCGGGCGCGAAACACGUCGUUGGAAUCGAUAUGUCCAACAUCCUCGAUCAAGCCCAAAAAAAUUAUCGAGGCCAACGGAUUCAAAGAUACCAUUACACUCAAUUCGACAUCAUCAUCUCGGAAUGGAUGGGCUACUUUUUGCUGUACGAGUCUAUGCUCGACACCGUGCUUCUUGCACGCGACAAAUACCUCAAGAAAGGUGGUCUUAUCUUCCCUGACACCGCAAAGCUCUACUUCGCGGCCAUCGAGGACCAGGAUUAUAAGGAGGAGAAAAUAAAUUUCUGGGACAACGUAUACGGCUUUGAUUACUCUUGCAUCAAAGACAUCGCCCUGCGUGAACCUCUCGUCGACACUGUCGACUUAAAAUCGGUUGUGACCGACCCGUGUAUGAUCAAAGAUAUCGACUUGCUUGUGGCUAAAAAAGAGGACCUGACUUUCCAAGUCCCCUUCAAACUGAAGGCCACUCGGGACGAUUACGCCCAUGCCUUCCUCGCGUGGUUCGACAUCUCCUUUGAAUGUACCCACAAAAAAGUGAAAUUCUCGACUGGUCCUCACGCACAAUAUACCCAUUGGAAGCAAACCGUAUUCUACACGCCUGAGACGCUUACGCUUUCCAAAGACCAGAUAGUGACUGGCGAAGUUAGCUGUGCACCCAACUCACGAAACAACCGUGAUCUCGACAUUUCUAUAACGUACAAGACCAGCGAAGAAGAGCCGGAGACAAGGAUUGACUAUAAAAUGUCUUAA
Molecule: messenger RNA, 984 nt
Organism: Mycena indigotica
Lineage: Eukaryota; Fungi; Basidiomycota; Agaricomycetes; Agaricales; Mycenaceae
Product: Protein arginine N-methyltransferase
Exons: 10
Coding region: 1-984 (327 amino acids)
Biological process (GO): peptidyl-arginine methylation
Cellular component (GO): nucleus
Molecular function (GO): protein-arginine N-methyltransferase activity
Source: RefSeq, a predicted model, not a curated record